AUGUCUAAAACAGAGUAUAACGAAUCGACGACGGUCGAAGUCAAGUCCGAGGCUAUCCAGUAUGCGGACGAACCGGUACAGUUGGAGUGGACGGAAGAGGAAGAACAGAUCAUCAAGCGUAAGCUCGACUGGCACACUGUCCCACUGGUGACAACCUUAUAUCUUCUCUGCUUUUUGGAUCGAGCGAACAUUGGAAAUGCCAGGAUCCAGGGCAUGGCCAAAGAUGUUAACCUCGAAGGGUACCGAUUCAACUGGGCUCUGUCAAUAUUCUACAUCAUCUACCUUCUCGUCGAAGUACCGAGCAACAUUAUUCUCAAACGCGUUGGCCCGCGAUUCUACCUGCCAUUUCUCGUCGUUGGCUUCGGUCUCGUCUCACUCUGCACAGCUUUCGUACGCUCAUAUGAAGGACUGAUUGUUGCCCGCGCCUUCCUGGGCAUUUUUGAAGGUGGUGCCAUGCCAGGGUUCUCCUUCUUUCUGAGCAGCUUCUACAAGAGAGAAGAACUCUUGUUCCGGCUGGGAAUCUUCAUUUCAGCAGCGUCAUUAGCUGGCGCAUUCGGCGGUCUGCUUGCCACUGGUCUCUCUCGCAUUCCGGAAUGGGGGUUCGACAGCGCACCUAUCCACACAUGGCGAAACAUAUUCUUCUUCGAGGGAUUCGUCACAAUUCUCUUCGGAGGGUUUGCACCUCUUUGGAUGCCCACAAGUCCCGCUACCGCUUAUUUCCUCGAUGAAAGACAACGAGAAAUUGCGGCAGAGCGUCUACAACGCCAGCACAAGGCCGAUGUUGAUCAGAAAGUUACUCUUUCCGACGUGAAGCGAGCCGUGUUUUGCAUCCACAACUAUACGUGCGCUUUCGGCUUUUUCCUCAUCAAUAUUACCGUCCAGGGAAUUUCGGUAUUCAUGCCGACCAUUCUUGCAGACUUGGGCUGGACCGCGACGCGAGCGCAGUUAUACUCUGUACCGCCCUACGUUGUGGCUGCUAUCACAGCCAUUAUCAUUGCGUGGUUCAGUGACCGAACACGUCAGCGCGGUAUUUACCUUGCCGUGUUUUCGAUGAUUGCUGUUAUUGGUUUUGCUAUCUUGCGGUUUGCGACUGAGGCUAACAUUAGAUAUAUGGGCGUAUUUUUUGUCACGGCAGGUGCUUUUCCAGGUGGUCCCGGAUUUUUGAGUUGGGCAAUGAACAACUCGGCAGGCCCUUCCGUACGCGCAGUCACCAGUGCCUAUGUUGUCUCCAUUGGCACCAUGGGUGGAAUCGUUGCAACGUGGACCUACACUUUCAAAGACGCCCCGAAGUAUUUCACUGGACAUACGAUCAAUCUUGUCGGACAAAGUCUAACAGUCCUGUUGGCGGUGUUUGGCAUAUUCUACUGCUUAUAUGAGAACAAAGCAAGAGCUUCUGGAAAGAGAGAUCACCGCCUGGAUGGACGGACAGAAGUUGAACAGAGUCAACUUGGUUACAGACACCCGUCAUUCCGCUACAUGUCCUAAGGUUCUCAGCAUAGGUAGUUUAGCGGUCGAGUGUCCAAUCUAAAGUCGACCC
Colletotrichum acutatum is the source of this 1537-nucleotide messenger RNA. Its product is annotated as major facilitator superfamily transporter. Lineage: Eukaryota; Fungi; Ascomycota; Sordariomycetes; Glomerellales; Glomerellaceae. Gene Ontology annotation, biological process: transmembrane transport. The record is from RefSeq and is a predicted model, not a curated record. Gene Ontology annotation, molecular function: transmembrane transporter activity. Gene Ontology annotation, cellular component: membrane. The transcript has 6 exons. Bases 1 to 1485 code for a protein of 494 amino acids.